Messenger RNA from Leptinotarsa decemlineata (Colorado potato beetle), 797 nucleotides. Its product is annotated as selenoprotein S. Gene Ontology annotation, biological process: retrograde protein transport, ER to cytosol; endoplasmic reticulum unfolded protein response. The record is from RefSeq and is a predicted model, not a curated record. NCBI's taxonomy places the organism in Eukaryota, Metazoa, Arthropoda, Insecta, Coleoptera, Chrysomelidae. Gene Ontology annotation, cellular component: Derlin-1-VIMP complex; endoplasmic reticulum membrane; Derlin-1 retrotranslocation complex.
UUGACAUUUACGUCUCUCCCACACUGAACGACAGAUUCAACGUCAAAAUGUUAUAUGUGUUGCAUAUUUCCCCGUGAAAUUUUGGAAUUUGAUUUGUCAUGUCCAUGGUAUAUGGCCAGGCCAUUGGUUAUAAGCACAGAUUACAACUGUUGUAAUCUGUGACUACAAGUUGGUCAUUUGGUCUUUGGUGAAACUUCUCAGUGCUUUUUAGUUUAUUUCUGAUCGAUUAUCUUGUUUCCUUCUGAAUAUUUUGUUGUGACGUUUUCCCAAUAUUGAUCAGAAUGGAGGACGACAUUGAAUAUCCUUCCCACUUUUCCAAUGUUAUUUCAUCAGCUGUGGGCAUUUUUGAGGACUAUGGGUGGUAUAUACUACUAUCAUUGGUUCUUCUCAUUUAUGUGUACCAGAAAUUAUUGAAAUCUGCCAUUGAUGAAUAUCAGGAAAAGAAAGAUGAAGCAGAGUAUUCAGCAAAAUAUCACAAAAAUCCGGAUUUACUUUCUGAAAGAUUGAUAGCUCAAGAAAAGCGCACUUUGAAGCUCCAAGAAAAAUAUAACAAAGAUGCUGAGGAAUACCAGAAAAAAAUACAAGAGAGGGAAGCUAGAAAGCGAGAAGAAAUCCUUGAAAAGUUUGGUAAUGAGAGUGGUCACAGGUUGGGACCGUCUGCUGAUGAUAAAACUAAAAAGUCCUUCAAACCAGAAUACAGUCCUUUAAUGGGUGGAGGCAGUUCAUCCAAUUACAGACCACCAAGAAGAAGCGCUUGCAGUAGAGGAGGAUGCGGAUAAUAAAAUUCUAGCUACUUU